Cannabis sativa is the source of this 1094-nucleotide messenger RNA. RefSeq names its product thaumatin-like protein 1b. The transcript has 2 exons. Gene Ontology annotation, cellular component: extracellular region. Gene Ontology annotation, biological process: defense response. The record is from RefSeq and is a predicted model, not a curated record. The coding region runs from base 122 to 859 and encodes 245 amino acids. Lineage: Eukaryota; Viridiplantae; Streptophyta; Magnoliopsida; Rosales; Cannabaceae.
UUUUGUAAAAAUUAUAUAUAAAUAUAUAUAUGUAUAAUAUUAUAUUGUAGUAACCUAAAACGUUCACGUAUAUCAUCAAAUUAAGUAUAUUAUAUAGUAUUGAAAAGUUCGAUCAGCCACAAUGAAGAUUCAAAUAGUAAUCUUCUUUACUGUCGCCCUAGCUUUAAUCUUUGCUGCAGGGACGAAUGCAGCUACCGUCAACAUUCAAAACAACUGCGGAAGAACCAUCUGGCCAGCAACCCAAUCCGGCAGCGGAAGUUCACAACUCUCAACCACUGGUUUCGAGUUAGCAUCAGGAGCCAGCCAGUCCAUCGAAAUCCCAGCCGGACCAUGGUCGGGGCGCUUCUGGGGUCGAGAUGGUUGCUCCACUGACUCAUCCGGCAGGUUCGCGUGCGCUAGCGGAGACUGUGCCUCUGGUACGGUGGAGUGUAAUGGUGCAGGCGGAGUCCCUCCAACAACUCUGGUCGAAAUAACCGUUGCAGAAAACGGUGGACAAGAUUUCUACGACGUCAGCAACGUGGACGGGUUCAACUUACCGGUUUCGGUUAGGCCAGAAGGUGGUAAUGGGGAUUGCCAGGAGUCAACGUGCCCAAACAACCUAAACGACGGUUGCCCAGCUGAUCUACAGUACAAAUCCGGAGACGACGUCGUUGGGUGCCUCAGCUCUUGCGCCAAGUAUAAUAUGGACCAAGACUGUUGUAGAGGAGCUUAUGAUUCUCCAGACACGUGUACUCCUAGUGAGUCCGCUAACUACUUCGAGCAACAAUGCCCUCAGGCUUACAGCUAUGCUUAUGAUGAUAAGACCAGCACUUUUACUUGCUCCGGUGGACCUAACUAUCUUAUCACUUUCUGCCCAUGAUGUGAGAAAUACACUCUAUAUCAUAUGUAUUAUUAAAUAAAAAUGACAAGAAAAAAAGGGAAGAAUAAAAAAAAUAAGCUAUAGGAAAUGUUGUUGAGGAUGCUCCACAUUCAAAAGCCUUGUAAUAAUAUCAAUAAAGUUUCUCUUUUUUUGUUUGUUCUAUAAACUAGAAAGACGUGAUGUUUGAUUGUAAAAUUAGUAUUGAAUACAACAAAUUACAAAAGUCUUACUUAAA